ACGAGGGAACUACAUUUGAAUGAGCGUGUUCCAUUGCAAAAAACCCAGCAAAUAACGCAAAAUGAGGUAGAAGAUGAGACACGAGAGGACGUAAACAAAAAGCGGUGCUCCCUGUCACUUGUGUUUACAACUGAAGCAGGGAUGAUUCUCUAGGUUCCCAGUAUUUCUGUUCAGCCAAAGAAUCCGAUCGAAGGUGAGAGCUGCGCUAUCACAGUCAGAUGGAUUAGGUUUAGGACAACUGACUCUCCGAAGCAGGAGGUCUUGUUACUUGUUCGUCAAUUUUUAGGAUCAGUAUUCCCGCCCGCGCGACGGACCAACGAUGGAUGAAUUGGACGACGGGCCGACCUACGCCUUGACUGACCAGCAGCUCGAGUCUUUUCGAAAUGUUUUCACGAUGUAUGCCGAACCGGUGGCCAGCGAGGAAGAGGAACCCAAGUGCAAGUGGGAGCACUUUCCCGCCAUGUUUCGUGCGGUCAACCAAAAUCCAACCUUGAAGGAACUGGAUACUGUAAUCGCGGAAUUCAAGAAGGGCGAGACCUUCGACGUCGACUGCUUUUUGAGAAUCAUGGACUCCCCCUUCAAUGCGGUAUAUUCAGUGCAAAUUCAUCAACAUCAGCUAGACAUAGAGAUAUAUUGGACGUUUUGAUUCUGCUGCUACUUUUUUGCCGCGGCCUGCUGCAUGUUGAUCACCGUUUCCAUCCAACCCCUACAAAUGCAUUGAAUCUACCACUAGUACACCUAGAAUGAUCUCCAUUUCUGAUAUUUCUACAUCAGGAUCCAUCCACUACUACUACUACAUCAGGAUCCUUCCAAGCCGGAGGUGUUAAUCGAAGCAUUCCGAAAGUUCGACCGGGACGGGGCGGGCAUCUUGAAAGCUGCGGUGAUGCGAUACGCCCUGGGCUGCAUCGGCGACGCACUGGAAAUAGAAUCGGUCGAUGAAUUCAUGGACUACGCACACAGUGUAGCGGACAAGGAGAAAACCGGCGAAAUCGAUUACGAGCUGCUGGUGAAGAACCUCUUCGAGAAAGACCCGGGAAUCACGGCUUGCUUGUGA
Amoebophrya sp. A120 is the source of this 1054-nucleotide messenger RNA. Lineage: Eukaryota; Dinophyceae; Syndiniales; Amoebophryaceae. The record is from the annotation of a GenBank genome assembly.